AUGGGUCCGCGUGUGCCUCAGAGCCCCUCCCGAACACUGUUCCUCCGUCAAACUCAUGCACGGGGGGUCCUCAGGAAGGAAUCCGUGGCGAAGGCCGUGCCGCAGCCGAACCUGGGUCUGUGCGGAGUGCAGACGAGCGGCCGAGAGCAGGACCAUGAGUUCAAGGUUCUUCGGCUUCCGCGGUGUGGUCAGUGCAGUGCCCCUGAGUUCGAACCCAACAUCGAGACUGAGCUUUCCUUCUCGAGCUCUGACAAGGCUGUCGGCAGCAGCAAGUCCAUCCUUCAGAGGAACAUCAUGGUUGCCAAGACGGUGAUCAAUGACAUCUACCGUGAUUUAGAAAGCCGCUGUGUGACGGAGCAACGGCAGUAUGAGGACUCCGGCUCCAGCCCGUCGCAGCAGAAAUUCAACGUCUGGGCCACGUACACCAACAAGGCCCGCUUGCAGCACUUCGCAGCCGAGUCCCUUGCCUUCGUCCAGCGGAACGCCGAGUGCAGGAAGCAGCUGCUGAAUUCCAAGCAGCUCCGCUUCCUCAUCAUGUUGCAGCACCUUCUCAGCGAGGAUUGCAGCGAUGCCAACCGGCCUGAGUCGCUCCGAAAGCACCAGGACACCUUUGAAGGGGUCCUUACGGACAGCGUCAGCUCGCAGUUGGUGGAGGACGCACAUCGCUGUGAGUUCUCCAUUGAUGGCAACUCCUUCAGCUUGCAGGACUUGCCGCACAUCGACGUCGGCCUUGAAGAAAGGAAGCGCCGCAUUGCUCAGUUCCAGACAGAGCUUGUGCAGGCGUUGGAGACCUUUCUGUUGGGCCACUGCAGCCGCCGAGGGUCGGUGGCCACGAAGCCCAGCUCUGUCGUAGUGGAGAGAUUGCUCUUUCGCUGUGAGGCUCUCUGCCGGUGGGACAAAGCGACUGAUGCAG
Molecule: messenger RNA, 913 nt
Organism: Symbiodinium natans
Lineage: Eukaryota; Dinophyceae; Suessiales; Symbiodiniaceae
Source: the annotation of a GenBank genome assembly